This is a messenger RNA of Lactuca saligna, 303 nucleotides long. NCBI's taxonomy places the organism in Eukaryota, Viridiplantae, Streptophyta, Magnoliopsida, Asterales, Asteraceae. The record is from the annotation of a GenBank genome assembly.
AUGAUAGCAUGGAAACCAAGCUCGAAAUUCAAGCUCCAAGAUGAAUCGACUAAUGAAGAAGAAGAUGAGUUAAUUGUUACUAGUGAAAGGAGAGAAGUUCAAGAAGAAGAAACUGAUGAUGAUAGGAUUCCCCGACUAGAAAAGAUGACAGUCUCCCGUCAUCUGAAUUGGUCCUACCAAUUUCUCAGAUCAACCAAGAAAUUGAAGAGAACCUCAGAUUACAAGAUCAAAAGGGUUCUCCUAACCCUUUCCUUGGAAUUUCUCCAUUUUGUCCCGAUGGGAUACUACAUGAACAUCACAUGA